AUGGCUCCAGCUUUCAAGGUUUUCUUUUCUGAGCUUGACAACGAUAAGCACUACGAAGAGCUUAAGGAGAGAAUCCAAGCCGGUAAGAUCAGCGACUCUAAGGAAGUCGAGACUGAGCGUGAUAGUCUUCUUUACCCAGAGUACUUGGUCGCUGCUUCUCCAGCUGAAUCUAACAAGUACAACAACCAGAAGAACGUUGAUGGAGCCAAGAACGAUAAGGGCCACUUAGGUGACCCGGAGUUCAAAACCUUGUUCAACAAGCCUCACAAGAAGUUCGACUUGUCUCCUAACUUGGGAACUGAGAUCGAAGGUAUUCAACUCAGUGAGCUUGACGACCAGGGAAAGAACGACUUGGCUCUUUUCCUUGAAACCAGAGGUCUUGCCAUCUUCAGAGACCAGGACUUCCGUGACAAGGGACCAGAGUUUGCAGUUAACUUCGGUAAGUACUUUGGUCCUUUGCACAUUCACCCAGUGGCCUACUCUACUGAAAACCACCCAGAGCUUUUCGUUACUUUCCGUAAGGCUGGUGGACCUGCCAGAUACGAUGAGGCCUUCAAGUACACCACUGGCUCGUACGCAUGGCACUCGGAUGUCUCUUUCGAGGAGUACCCAUCUUCCUUCUCCUUCUUUGUGGCUUUGGAAGCUCCAGAGUCUGGUGGUGACACUCUUUUCCUUGAUGGAAGAGAAGCUUACAGACGUUUGUCUCCACAGAUGCAGAAGUUCCUUGAAGGUCUUACUGCUAUCCAUUCCAACUACGGUCAGAACAGAUUUGCUGCUCUUCGUGGCCAGGUUGCCAGAAUUAAGGCAGACUACUUUACUGAACAUCCUUUGGUGAGAACUCACCCUGUUACUGGAGAGAAGAGUUUGUUCUUCUCCAGAAUCUUCAUCCAGAAGAUCAAGGGUUUGAAGGCUUCUGAGUCUGAUGCUAUUCUCAACUUCCUCGAAGACCAUGUUACCAACAACCCAGAGUUCCAGGUUAGAGCUGCUCACAAGGGUACUGACUCUCGUUCUGUGAUUCUUUGGGAUAACAGAAUUUUGAUGCACUCUCACUGUAACGAUUUCUUGCAGCACCACACUUCUGCCAGACAUCACUUCAGAAUUACAUGUAUUGGAGAGAAGCCAUACUUGGACAAUGCUGAGGAAAAUGGUGAAGACGAGAGACCAAAGGCUUACUAA
Candidozyma haemuli is the source of this 1176-nucleotide messenger RNA. RefSeq names its product TauD/TfdA dioxygenase family protein. NCBI's taxonomy places the organism in Eukaryota, Fungi, Ascomycota, Pichiomycetes, Serinales, Metschnikowiaceae. Bases 1 to 1176 code for a protein of 391 amino acids. The transcript has a single exon. Gene Ontology annotation, cellular component: cytoplasm. Gene Ontology annotation, biological process: sulfur compound catabolic process. Gene Ontology annotation, molecular function: sulfonate dioxygenase activity. The record is from RefSeq and is a predicted model, not a curated record.